UAUUUUUUAAAACUACACUUAUCUCCCGAUUUACACUGAAGAUAGGUUCUGCAGAAAACCGUGUAACUCGAAAUCUUGGAUUUUACGAAGUAAAAUCGUAUAAAACGAAAAAACCCCAAAAUGUUUAUUUAAUCUAAUGAGUUACUUAUUUAAGUAAAACAAAAGCAAGACAUCUUGGAAAACUCAAAAUUGUAAUUACUGGGAUUCCCAUAAAUGUAUAUAUUUUAUAACCCCAGGAAUCCCCUAUUGUUUUCAUCAGUACUAAAGGAAAAAAAUUAAAAAACGCCAUCAAAUCUUUGUAUAUUAGUUUUUUGAAAUUUGUUAAUUUAUAAAACGGGAGAUAGGUAUAUAUUUGUUUAUUGUAAUUGGUGUUUUCAAUCAAAUAUGAAUGCACUGUACAUAAAUAAUUAAAAUGAUGCUAAAUGUACAUUUUGAUAAACUUUAUCAAUUUAACAAUGAGUGUUAAACGAAUAAGAAAACUACAAAUUUAAUAAACAUAAAUAUAAACUAAUGGAAAAUUUAAAAUGAUGUUAAAUGUUGAAUGUAAAAUAUUAAUAAUUAAAAGAAAAUAAAUAAUAACAAAUUAAUCGUUCUCGAAUUGUGAGGCGAAAUUAUACGUUUUUAACGUGGACAAACCCGAGAAUGUAACAUUUUUAUUAAUGUUUAAGACUGCACGUUUGCCUUCCAUUUUCUCUCCUUAUACAAAAAAAUAUAUUAUACACGGAAUCUACAAAAAAGUAACGGUUUUUAAAGUACCAUAUUUCGCAAGUACAAUCAUUUCUUAUUUUUAAGUCGAUAACGAUUUUUGUGAUAUCUUUUUACCAUUUGGAAUAAUUAGUUUCUUUAGGUGUGCCUUUUUAUAUGUUUUUUAUCACUAAGAAUAUUAUAAAUGAAUUCUAAUAUAAAAACGAUAUGUGUAGCCUAGAUAUUUUUAAUUAUGGAUAUUUUAUUGAUUCCGAACGGUUUACGCCACGUCCUUUUUUAAUUUAUAAAAAACGUACGCUAUGAAUAAAGGUAUACCAAAGAGGAACUUCCUUUUUUCAAAAUAAAUCAACAUUUCAAAUUCGAACGUUAUUGCCUAACUUCUCAUUAAAGUGUACCCAACCGAUAAUCGUAAAAAUACCCUAGAUUUUCUUUUGGGGAUUAAUAUGUCAAUGGGAUUGCUUAUGUCAAAGCUGUCAAGCGACGAGGAGCGGGUGACGUUUUGGGAAAUGUGCGAAAAGCGAGUUUUCCGGGCGCGCUUCGUCGGUGUGCGGUGCGCGUAGAAGGAAAGGCGAUGCUGGCGUCUUGAUUUUCCAUCGAAAAUUCUGUCACGAUAAUCGUCUUGGCUGGCAAAAUGGCUUCUGGCGAUACCAUCGAGGCCAUCGAAAUCGCCGAAACACCCAAAAACAACACCAAGGACCGACCGAUCUUAAGUGAAACCCCCAUGGAAAACGAAGAUAAAUCAAGGGUUAUGUUGGUUACAAGGUCUGGGCAAGAUGGAUUACCUCAAAAUGUUCUUACACAACCCAAAACUCCAACGAUCCAAACGAAAUCGAAGGCCGAAAGAGAAAAAGAUCGCGAAAGAAAAAUUGGUCAUAGAAGGGUUGGGGUUGGAGGGGAAAUUACGUACAAGAAGAUUCAAAGUUCACAGAUUAUGGGCUCAAUUCAGCUUGGUAUUCAACAUGCUGUUGGAGGUUUGGCAUCAAAACCAGAACGUGAUCUACUCAUGCAAGAUUUCAUGACUGUCGAAACGACGAAUUUUCCAAGCGAAGGGUCCAACCAUACUCCGGCUCAUCAUUUUUCCGAGUUCAAGUUUAAAAAUUAUGCACCCAUUGCGUUUAGGUACUUCCGAGAUCUUUUCGGGAUUCAACCGGAUGACUUUUUAAUGUCGAUGUGUAAUUCUCCAUUAAGGGAAUUAUCAAAUCCUGGCGCUAGUGGGUCCAUUUUCUACUUGACGGAAGACGACGAGUUCAUAAUAAAGACUGUCCAACACAAGGAAGGGGAGUUCUUGCAGAAACUCUUAGCAGGUUACUACAUGAACUUGAACCAAAACCCAAGAACUUUGCUGCCAAAAUUUUUCGGACUUUAUUGUUAUCAAUGUAAUAGUAAAAACGUUAGAUUAGUUGUUAUGAACAAUUUGUUACCAAGUAAUGUUACUAUGCAUAUGAAGUACGAUUUAAAAGGAAGCACUUAUAAAAGAAAAGCUUCGAAAGCUGAAGUAAAAAAGCGUUCGCCAACCUUCAAAGAUUUAGAUUUUAUGGAACACCAUCCGGAAGGAAUCUUAUUAGAAGCUGACACCUACAGCGCGUUGAUAAAGACAAUUCAAAGGGAUUGUCGUGUUUUAGAAAGUUUUAAAAUCAUGGAUUACAGCUUGUUGGUUGGUGUUCAUAAUUUAGAUCAAGCUCAAAGAGAAAAAUCGCAGGAAAAACGAUCACCAUCUAAUUUAGAUGACGUUCCUGAAGACGGCGAAUUAGAUCUUAAUGAUCCAUCAGCGGUAAUGCUAAAAGCUGAAAGAGAGCGGGAACGUGACGAUCGAAUUGGAGCUGCUUCUCUAAACAGAACGAGAUCAAUAAAACAAAGAUUGGUGCAUCAUUCAACGGCAAUGGAAAGUAUUCAAGCUGAAUCUGAACCAAUAGAUGAAGAAGAUGAUGUUCCCCCUGGUGGUAUUCCAGCAAGAAACGCUAAAGGUGAACGACUCUUGCUUUAUAUCGGUAUUAUAGACAUUUUGCAGAGUUAUAGGUUAAAAAAGAAAUUAGAACACACGUGGAAAUCGAUGAUUCACGAUGGGGAUACAGUUUCUGUGCACAGACCCGGUUUCUACGCGCAACGGUUUCAGGAAUUUAUGGCGAAAAAAGUUUUUAAGAAGAUACCCUCACUGGACUUGCCUGAGAUUAAGGGCAACCAUCGCAAGUUUCGCACUCUGGUUACCAGCUAUAUAGCAUCCAGGCGCAGACUAACGACUUUCGAACCUGUUGUUACAGCUCUUAAACAUUCGCCAUCAAAGCGGAAGUCUCUAUCCAGACCGUUGCGCGCCCAAGAAGAACACGACAACAACACCCCCGCACAAACACAAGUAAAUUCUAAUCAGAACGGGAGCAAACCUGUGAGCCCCACAGAGAUACCCCCCGCGAAAAUCUCACCCCCCGCUGUAACGUCGGCGCCAACGUCGUCCUCCACGCCCUUAACCUCUCCCCCUGCAUCCUACCCUGCUGUCUUAGUCGGAAGGCACACAUCCUCCGCGGAAAUAAAGCCCAAAAUACCGCCGCCGGUGCCCCCUCGAGGAACACCCAAAGUGAAAAAAUCAGGAACGAAUGGCAAAGGUGUAGCUCCCAGUUGGUGCAGUACCCCGCCACCACCAUUUGAAGAACUCGAACAUCGUUCUACCAACAUCGAGAGUAACACUAUGACCAGUAGUAGUAGCACGAGAGUUAGGGUGUCUUCUCAAACAAGUCAUCAUAGUCACGUGAGAACUUAUAAGGAGGAUACAGUUAGUAUAGGGGAUAUUAGAUUGGAAUCACGUGCUGAAAAUAAAUCAUCUCUAAGUGUGGAAUCUGGUAGUUCUGGAGCUGGUCAUUCGAGUCACUCUAGGGGUCUUGCGUGGACCCCUCCUGCGUCGGUGGAAGGUUCAACGCCUACGUGGACAGAAGGAACACCCUCAUUUACAGAAUCCUCCAGCAGCGGCGAUAUUGGAUGUCCGACGACGCCGUUACGUCAAGCAACAUUGACGGCACUUUCAACUCACCGCAAGAAGACCGUAGAUGAAGCCCUCAACAAUCUUGCCACCGAAAUGCAACACCUGAAGAACCGCGUGGAAAGCGAUUACAAUUGAAUGGAAAUCCGCAAUCGAAAUCAAGUCGAAUCCCGAUUUUCACGUGAGGUGCUGUAUUCAAAAAAUAAUUAUUACCAGAGAAGUGGUAAAAUGAAAUUCUUGAAUGAAAUUAUAAUUCUUUUUUGAAUAUGGACUCGUUUUCAUCUCCUUUAUCGUUCUAGUUAUCUUUUUGUAUCUACGAUUCUCACUCGUUCGAUUCAAAUGCAUUUAAAUUCGUUUGAAUCCUCGUUUAAAAAAAUUGUGAUUUUUUGAUAGUUAUUUAAUUUUUUUUUAAUAAUACUCGAUCUCGUGUGUAAAUACCUAAUAAUGAUUCGGUAAGAUUCAAUUAUUUUAUGUCUUAAGUGACUAACCAUCAUCACUCAAACCAACGAAUGAAAAUGAAACACAUUUUGCUUGUGCUUUUAUUAACAAAAGUGUAAAGUUUUUGUUUUAUUGUCUUAAACUUGUGUUUAUUUUAUUUUUUUUUUUUUAUGAUUGUUUGAUAAUUUGGAGUUAGAUUUUUUGUAAUUUUUUUUGUGAUUUAUAGACCAUCAAACGAAUCUAUUGUGCGAGAUGGGAAUACUCUUAAUAAAACCACAAGUAAUAUGUGUCGUGUUGUUGGUUUUUUUAUUGGAUAAAAUGUAUGAUAUUAUGGAAUUGUUGGUGUAGAAUAAGUCAUGAAUAUUGAGAUGGACCUAUUGUAACAAAUUGGUUUUCUUUUGAUGGGACAUUCCAUUUUUAAGUCUGUACUUAUGUAUUUUUAUUAAGUAACGAAACAAUUUGUUAUUAGAUCUGCAAAGCGUUGUUUUCCUAACUUCUUUUUUAGCAAGCUUUAUAUUAGAAAACACCGAUUAAAUUGUUUUUUAAUUGAAAAUAAUUAUGCAAAUUAGAUAUGGAAAAAUGUAAAAUACUAGUCUUACUUU
Messenger RNA from Onthophagus taurus, 4713 nucleotides. RefSeq names its product Phosphatidylinositol 4-phosphate 5-kinase 59B (gene PIP5K59B). Lineage: Eukaryota; Metazoa; Arthropoda; Insecta; Coleoptera; Scarabaeidae. Gene Ontology annotation, cellular component: plasma membrane. Gene Ontology annotation, biological process: phosphatidylinositol phosphate biosynthetic process. The record is from RefSeq and is a predicted model, not a curated record. Gene Ontology annotation, molecular function: 1-phosphatidylinositol-4-phosphate 5-kinase activity.